AUGGCCAGCAUACAGGAGUACACGAAAGAAGACGUUGCGCGCCACAACUCCAGAAAUGACUUGUGGAUCAUCGUACAUGGGAAAGGCAAGAGUCUCAUGAGAUUUUACAACGUCACUGAAUAUGUGCGCGACCACCCUGGAGGGCCAGACCUCCUCAUUGACGUCGCCGGCACCGACGCCACCGAAGCGUAUGAAGACGUUGGGCACUCGGACGACGCAAGUGCGGUCCUGAAGACAUUCUUAAUUGGCACGCUCAAGGGGGCACAAGAAUUCAAGCGUCCUACAGCCGUACGGCUGAUUCAGCAGAGUCCUUCAAAACCAGAAAGCGCAAAACAGUCGACAUUCUCAACAACCACUGUAGCACUCGUUACCAGCUCGCUUGGCGGCGCGGCGCUCUCGCUGUAUCUCAAAGCCGUCCCAAGCAUCCUCGACGUCCAUGGAUCAGUCGCCAGGUUCUACCAGCUCUCGUCGCACUGGAUACCAGAGGUUCGCCUACUGGACAGAGGUAUCCCACGGGGAGGAUUCUUCAACGGAUUCGUGACGGCAAGCGUUAUCUGCGCAGCAAUCGGUGGCAUUGUCGGCAUACAACUCUCCAAGUUCACCCAAAUUAACUUCGGCUUCGAAAGAUAUGCACCGCACAUGAAGAGUCGUAAGAUUCCAAAGAGCAACCCACAUCUUGCCAAGGGGUUCCUUGAGCCGAAGCAAUACAAGACCCUGCCACUCGUCAGAAAAGACACGCUUGCCCCCAACGUGUAUCGGUUCGUCUUCCAACUUCCCAGGCCACACGAUGUGAUUGGUCUUCCUAUCGGGCAGCAUGUAGCCAUCCAAGCAACCGUUAACGGAGCAUCGGUUUCCCGGUCAUACACGCCAACAUCGAACAACCUAGACCGAGGAGUUCUAGAACUGGUCAUCAAAUGUUACCCAGACGGCGUGCUGACGGGUCAAUACCUCGCGAACCUCCAGGUGGGCGAUCAAGUCCAAUUCCGCGGUCCCAAGGGCGCAAUGAAAUAUAACAAGGGACUAUGUAAGAAGAUCGGGAUGAUCGCAGGUGGAACAGGAAUCACCCCCAUGUACCAACUCAUUCGAGCCAUCUGUGAGGAUGACAGGGAUACGACUGAGGUUAGCCUAAUCUACGCCAACCGCAGCGAGGAGGAUAUCCUCCUUCGAAGUGAGCUUGAGACAUUUGCUCGAUGCUACCCUCGCAAUUUGAAGAUCUGGUACAUGUUGGACAACCCGCCCAAGAAAUGGGCUUACGGCAAGGGAUAUGUCACAGCAGAUAUCAUGAGGGAAAAGUUACCUAGCCCGUCGCCUGACACCAAGAUAAUGCUCUGUGGACCUCCUGGGAUGGUGAACGCAUCCAAGAAGGCCUUGGUGUCGUUGGGAUUCCAGGCUCCCGGUGCCGUUUCGAAGAUGACGGAUCAGAUUUUCAGUUUCUAG
Molecule: messenger RNA, 1437 nt
Organism: Monascus purpureus
Lineage: Eukaryota; Fungi; Ascomycota; Eurotiomycetes; Eurotiales; Aspergillaceae
Source: the annotation of a GenBank genome assembly